Molecule: messenger RNA, 1143 nt
Organism: Passer domesticus (house sparrow)
Lineage: Eukaryota; Metazoa; Chordata; Aves; Passeriformes; Passeridae
Gene: UBE2I
Product: ubiquitin conjugating enzyme E2 I
Exons: 7
Coding region: 70-546 (158 amino acids)
Biological process (GO): protein sumoylation
Cellular component (GO): nucleus
Molecular function (GO): SUMO conjugating enzyme activity
Source: RefSeq, a predicted model, not a curated record
CGCCCGUCGACGGACCAGGCGUUCUUAAGUCGCAGGCGGCUCCCACAGCGCCGGAGAGGGACUCUGAAUAUGUCUGGCAUAGCUCUUAGCAGACUUGCACAGGAGAGAAAAGCCUGGAGAAAAGAUCAUCCAUUUGGAUUUGUAGCAGUACCUACAAAAAAUCCAGAUGGCACAAUGAAUCUAAUGAACUGGGAGUGUGCUAUUCCAGGAAAGAAAGGGACACCAUGGGAAGGAGGCUUAUUUAAACUACGGAUGCUUUUCAAGGAUGACUACCCUUCUUCACCCCCAAAAUGUAAAUUUGAACCACCGUUAUUCCAUCCAAACGUGUAUCCUUCAGGCACUGUGUGUCUCUCCAUCUUAGAGGAGGAUAAGGACUGGCGGCCAGCAAUCACAAUUAAACAGAUCUUGUUAGGCAUACAAGAACUUCUAAAUGAACCAAAUAUUCAAGACCCAGCUCAAGCAGAGGCUUACACAAUUUACUGCCAAAACAGAGUGGAAUACGAAAAGAGGGUUCGAGCACAAGCCAAGAAGUUUGCACCAUCAUAAGCAUUUGUCAUGCAGCAUCUUAAAAAGGAAGGGAUUGGUUUGGCAAGAACUUGUUUACAAAACUUUUGCAAAAUGUAAUGUUGCUAUGUUCAAUUAAUAUCCACAUAAGGGGAGGGGGUUGUAUGUGUGCCAUUUUCCAUAUUCGCCAGUUGUAUACAGUUCUAAAUUUGCUGAAUUGCCCCCAGUUUUUUCAUACAGGGUCUCUUCCUUCAGUCUUUUGUAUUUUUGAUUGUUAUGUAAAACUUGCUUUUAUUUUAAUAUUGAUGUCAGUAUUUCAACUGCUGUAAAAUUAUAAACUUUUAUACUUCUAUAAAUUCACUAGUAUCUCUAGUUACUUUGCUAUCUGAUGCAGGCAUGCUUUAAAAUGUUAGAACUAUAUUUAGCCUCUAGCUGGCUGUAUGAAAAAAAAUCAUGCCCUCCACCCCCUUCCCUCCCUGAAUUUGUUUUUUUCUAUCUUUCAGAAACUAGGUUGUUAUUGCUUAAGAAAGCCUCUGAGAUCCAAAGUUAGCCAGCAUCCUUAUUCUGCAUCACUUUCUUUGUGUUUAUAUGGCAUUCUGUCUGUGUUGCUGUUUAGAGUAAAUAAACUGUUUAUAUAAA